Esox lucius (northern pike) is the source of this 1620-nucleotide messenger RNA. It is a transcript of the gene foxq2, whose product is annotated as forkhead box Q2. Bases 684 to 1499 code for a protein of 271 amino acids. Gene Ontology annotation, biological process: anatomical structure morphogenesis; regulation of transcription by RNA polymerase II; cell differentiation. NCBI's taxonomy places the organism in Eukaryota, Metazoa, Chordata, Actinopteri, Esociformes, Esocidae. The transcript is spliced from 2 exons. The record is from RefSeq and is a predicted model, not a curated record. Gene Ontology annotation, molecular function: DNA-binding transcription factor activity, RNA polymerase II-specific; RNA polymerase II cis-regulatory region sequence-specific DNA binding.
AUAACAGAAUGGCUAGCAGGCCUAUAAGGCGUAGGCAAGUAUGCAGAGCAUCGUUCAUCAGAUAAAAGUUUAAGGAGGGAUAACUCUGUUUAAAUGCCGUUUGGUACCUCUAAAGUACCCUCUCAACACCCUGUCCUAAUGCUAAAUCAGUGUGUUUAAUCUCUCCUAAUUACAAAGAUUUGCUGUGGUUAAUAAAAUUAAUCAGCCUCAAUUAGACCCCCCACUUGCGCUUCUCCUGGUUCUGUUGCCCCACACUGUGACAGAUAAAUUCACAGACAUUUAAAUACUGGUACCCUCACAUCUCUGAUCUAUUCAGAUCUAGUGUUCACAAGAUACACUUGAUUAAGGAAACAAGACUGCGUAGAUUAAAAAAACAGUUUUCUCCUUAUCAGCUAGAUUUGGUAAAAAGUUGAGUUUGAUAUGCAAAACAACUAAGAGCAAAUUGAGACGAUCCCUUUUAAUUGUCCUAACUUGACCUUGUGACCAUAGAGACUUCAGUCAUUAAUUUACUUAGCUGAGAGAGCAUUGAGGAGCAUUGCAUCCUAGUUGAUGUAGAACUGCUGAAGCAGUGUCCUCGACCAGCAUUGUGAAAUUGAUCAACUAAAACACCUGUGAGGAAUCUGACGGCAUACAUAAUCUACACUGGAGGUGUUAGUGUCUGACUUAAAAAUUGAAGAAGGAUCAUGGAGGAAAAAAGCAGCUGCAACAGUGGUCAGGAAUUCCUGGGACUACGCUUCACUAUAGACUACCUGCUGUACAACAAGGACAGUAAGACCAUGAGAGAGGAGCCAACGUGUUCUCCAGACCUCUCACCGCAGACCUCUCACCGCCCAGUGGAGACGCAGAGGCCUGACAUUCUGUCAGAGAGAGAAGGCAUAGCACUUGGGAGGCAUGAGAUGGUUCCAGAAAGAGAGGGAGAAGAGUCAGAGGAGGAGAAUGAAGAGGAGGAGGGGGGGAAAGGAGAAGCCCAUGAGCUGACUACUACAGACCGCCUACAGGACAAACCCACCCAGUCCUACAUUGCCCUUAUCUCCAUGGCUAUUCUAGCUUCAGAGGAGAAAAAGCUAUUGCUGUGUGAUAUCUACCAGUGGAUCAUGGAUAACUACCCAUACUUCAAGAGCAAGGAUAAGAACUGGAGGAACAGCGUCAGACACAACCUGUCCCUGAAUGAGUGCUUUAUGAAGGCAGGUCGGAGUGACAACGGCAAGGGUCAUUUCUGGGCCAUCCACCCUGCUAGCUUCCAGGACUUUUCCAAAGGGGACUAUCAUCGCCGACGGGCUCGCCGCAGGAUCCGAAGAGUAACGGGACAACCUCCCUAUGACCUGCACACCCCAUACUUCCCUCUCCACAGGCCCAGAGGGGCGCCUUGUCUGUGCUGCUCCCCGGCCCAACUUCUCUCCCAGGCCCACCCGCUGUCCUCCCUCUCAGCCAGGAUCUACUGGAGCUGGGCCAGCCUGCAGGCCAGACGACACCUGGCCCUCCACGCUCCGGUUCAUUAGCACCACAAAGAGUUGAUCUUGGCCUGUUCUUUGCAUUACUGAUGGCUGAGAGAGCUGUAGUGAGUACGACUGUGACACAUCUGUGGCUGGCUGGCACAAAUGAAAGUACUGAAGCAUCAAA